Molecule: messenger RNA, 471 nt
Organism: Cryptococcus wingfieldii CBS 7118
Lineage: Eukaryota; Fungi; Basidiomycota; Tremellomycetes; Tremellales; Cryptococcaceae
Exons: 1
Coding region: 1-471 (156 amino acids)
Source: RefSeq, a predicted model, not a curated record
AUGCCGAAGCCUGCCCCAUCAAAACCCCUCUUUACUACAAAGCCCUACAGCGCACCACAAACGAGAGUCAACAAAGGGGGCCGUCCUCCAAAAAAUCCCCCAACCAGCACCUCUCGACCUGCCCAAUCAGAAUCCCUUCUUACUGGCAAGCCUUACGGCGCACCAGAAACGAAGGUCGACAAACACGGACGUCCUCCGAAAACAGCCCCCACCAAAACUCCUCUUGCCCUUUGGUCUCAUCUGGAGGGCGAUGUGCCCCCGUACUCUGUCGGUCCCUGCAACUUCGUAUGCAAGGAAUGCGGUGCUCUUCACUGGGCAGGCGAACGUCCAGCCUGUAAGAGGUGGUGUUCCUCUUCACUGGCGGCGGCGACGGGAGGGGAGAACGGCGGUAGUCUCGGCUAUGGACUAGCAGGACGGAAGAACGGCGGGGAACAGCGAGGGCUUGAGCGGGGGCGGUGUAACCUGAAGUGA